GUCUUUCGCCCAACCAUACUCUCUCUUCUGCUUUUCAGAAUAACACCUGCAUGUUUUUACAGAGAAACCCAACAAGUGUGGUUGGUUUUUUUUAAAACGAAAGGGCUGAGGAGCUAUAAUGGCAAUGCUUACGUGUAACUUUCUCAAUUCCUCAUGGGCAUCUAUAUAACACACCCCUCCAAGGCUGCCCCAGUCUGUCUGCCACACACAACGUCUGUUUCAGCAAAUGUAGUAGACGACUUGCCUGUCCACAUCUUAACAUUGUGAGAGGGAUUUGUUGCUCUUUUUAAGCCAUGCUGUGUGAGAGCAGACUUUGGAUUCUGGCCUACAGUCGAGUAGAGGAAGUGGCCUCCACACCUCCAGAGAGUGUCCUUCGGAGCCCCACCUGGCAGGGAACUCAUAGAGCUGCUGCUGCCGCUGCCUGUGUCAUGCCCGCCUCCACGCGCCGAUCCUCCAGAGUCCCUCGGAGAGAUUCCCCACACCCGGACAUGGGAUCAUGGUCGCGUUUUUUGCCAUUUGAUCGCAGUUCCAUGAGCGACCCUCCCGUGGGCUCCAGGGGCCUUGGGAGGGGACACAUCUCUCCGGAGGUGGAGAUCCCCCACCAGGAAGGCUCCGUCAGCGACGGCCCCUUCCUGGUGCCCGCCUCUUGUCAGCUCAUCUGCCAGAACUACAGCGACCUCUGCAUCCGAGGGGACCAGGUGCUGCCCCUCUCCUCCCAGAGCACUCGGGACCCCCUGCUGGGGGCCGACACCAAAGCCGUCGGACCUUUCCUCCAGUCCUGCGACGUCCUCCGGGAGGUGGAGGAUUCCCUCCCGGAGCAGAGCUCCCAGGCCGGGCCCCUGCGCCUCCUGCCCAGGAGGACGGGGUCUAACCGCUGGAGACAAGGCAGCGGGCGCGACCUGAGCUUUUUAUUCCACGGGCGAGAGGGGCCCUUCACCAACUCCCUGCUCAACUGCUACCUGGAGCACAAGCUGCUGGACCUGAACCAGCAGUACAUACUAGAGAACAUGGCCCGGGACCAGGCCGGCGGCCCGUACUCUGACCCGCCGUACCCCUUGAUGGCCUCGGAGCUCAUUCUGACCAGCCUGGACCAGCUCACCCAGCAGCUGAGCCGAGAGCGCCGCCUGGAGGCCGGCUUGGCCAAAGACAUGGUGAUCAGCUGCUUCCUGCGGGUGGCCAGCGACAUGUCGGGGGAGAUCAGCACCCCCAUGCUGCAAUUCUCUGAGGACCCCCCGGUCCCGCAGGCGGAGGAAGCUCUUUGCGAGGAGGAACUGGACAGACCUGCCCAACUGGCCCGGGACCUGGGCUAGAGGGAGGUCUUGUGCGAUCACUGCUGAGAUGCAUGUUGAUCGUCACGCCACAACAGGGAUGGUGACACAGUGUGAAUAACGUUUGCAGAGGCAUUGGGCUCAGGGCUGAAAUAAUUAUUUGUGUCCAUCUCUCUCUCUCUCUCUCUCUCUCUCUCUCUCUCUCUCUCUCUCUCUCUCUCUCUCUCUCUCUCUCUCUCUCUCUCUCUCUCUCUCUCUCUCUCUUUCUCACUU
Messenger RNA from Gadus morhua (Atlantic cod), 1541 nucleotides. RefSeq lists its product as uncharacterized. The transcript is spliced from 2 exons. The record is from RefSeq and is a predicted model, not a curated record. The coding region runs from base 294 to 1310 and encodes 338 amino acids. NCBI's taxonomy places the organism in Eukaryota, Metazoa, Chordata, Actinopteri, Gadiformes, Gadidae. Gene Ontology annotation, biological process: regulation of toll-like receptor signaling pathway.